Molecule: messenger RNA, 1573 nt
Organism: Ziziphus jujuba (common jujube)
Lineage: Eukaryota; Viridiplantae; Streptophyta; Magnoliopsida; Rosales; Rhamnaceae
Product: protein TIFY 4B
Exons: 9
Coding region: 227-1228 (333 amino acids)
Biological process (GO): regulation of jasmonic acid mediated signaling pathway; response to wounding; regulation of defense response
Cellular component (GO): nucleus
Source: RefSeq, a predicted model, not a curated record
UAAAAGGAGUCCGAAUUGGGACGCCGCGGCAGAACCUCCUCAAACCCAGGCGCUCUCUCUCUCUCUCUUUUUUUUCUCACUCCAGCUACUGAAUCCCCAACAAAGUAGAAACAAACUUCCCAAAAUACCACUGCAGAAAUCGGCGGCGAAGACUUAGACUUCACUCAUCUGCAACUUACAGUAACCGGAGCUCCCCUGGUACUUCCACGGCCAAAAUCCCCACACUAUGCAACCGGAAGAAACGGUUUCCCGGUCACCACUUUACAAACCCCUCCACCUACUCACCGAAGAUGACAUUUCUCAGCUUACCCGUGAAGAUUGCCGCCGUUUUCUCAAAGAAAAAGGCAUGAGAAGGCCAUCGUGGAACAAAUCGCAGGCGAUCCAGCAGGUUAUCUCGCUUAAAGCUCUCCUCGAAACGACGUCGGAGUCCGACGACACCGAGACACCCAACACACUCUACAUUCUCGGCCCUCAAAGCCCAACUCGCGGCCCAGACUUUCGUCUAACUGUUUCGGCUGACGAUCCGGCCAACAAUCCUUCCAAGCCCGAUGUUCCUGAUGAUACUUCGGCCCAACUUAUUGCCGCUGAAAACGACUCCGUUUCUCCUCUAAACGCCGAUGCAACCAAUGAGCCAGUAGGACAAAUGACAAUUUUCUACCGUGGGAAAGUUAAUGUCUAUGAUGACGUGCCAGAUGAUAAGGCACAAACGAUAGUGCAAUUUGCUGCAAGCCCAUUCUUUUUGCCUCAUGAAGCUUCGUCAGAUGUAGUCACUACGUUAUGGCCCUUUAGUCCCCUUCCAUGCCAUUUACAUGCUGCAGCUGCCAAUGCAGGGCCAAAUUCUCCUGCUGCCAUCUUCCCAAGACUGCAAACAGUAAAAGUUGCAGAAAGAGAUCAGUUCCUUAGAGAAGAGAGCAGCAAAUCUCAUGAAGAUAAUUUUGCCGGACUGACAAGUAGACAAGCAUCGGUGCAAAGAUAUCUUGAGAAGCGAAAAGACAGGUUUAAGCACAAGAGAAAGGCAGCAGUCCCUCCUUCUGCAGGCUUGGACAUCUACUUAAACCAUCGAGUAGGAGAUCAGUUCUUAAACCAGCAAUUGAACCUGUGUGAGGCAUAUUCUCCUUCCCAUCCAAGACCACCUCAGACACCUAGCAGGAGCUGCUCUGUUGAAAACAUGAUAAAAAAUGCCAGCCUCUCUAUAGAACUUAACGACAAAGAUAAUCAAGAAUGUUAAAAUGGAGAUCAAUGAUAGCAUGUUGGUGGGCAUUAGUGGAUAAAAAUUGCACGGCCCCCAUGUUUGUGUUCUAAGGCACUGUUUUUCAUGGAAAAGUACUUUCCUUGAUGAGGCUGGGGACCAGCUAAAAGGGCCAGGCCUUUAAGGCCUUUUGCCUGAGGCCCGAUGAAUGAAGCCCAUUCAUAUUAAAAGUAUAGUAGAUCUAGUGUUUAUUUUUCUUAAAAAAUUGCUAUCUGUUGGAUGAAUCAAGUUAAUUUCUUGUUGAAAGCAUAAAAUCUUGUUAAAUCGUGAAUCUUAGCGUGUAUCUUUUUUUUAAAAAAAAAUUACGCAUGGUGUAUUAUAAUA